Molecule: messenger RNA, 3018 nt
Organism: Saimiri boliviensis boliviensis (Bolivian squirrel monkey)
Lineage: Eukaryota; Metazoa; Chordata; Mammalia; Primates; Cebidae
Gene: HOMEZ
Product: homeobox and leucine zipper encoding
Biological process (GO): regulation of transcription by RNA polymerase II
Cellular component (GO): nucleus
Molecular function (GO): DNA binding; DNA-binding transcription factor activity, RNA polymerase II-specific
Source: RefSeq, a predicted model, not a curated record
CAACUUGCUCAGCAGGGCUGGGUACACCGGCGCGCUCUCCGGGACUGGGUGGGGGGGCAGUCCCGGUUUCGGCCUUCGCGCGGGUGGGCUCGGAGCGGCCGCACCGGGCAGCAACCCCACUCCCACUCGGAGACCCCUGCCCUCUCCCCCACUUCCCCCCGGCCCAUGGUGCGAGGCUGGGAACCGCCGCCCGGGCUGGACCGCGCUAUCUCUGAAGGGCACAAAUCAGAAAGCAUCAUGCCUCCUAAUAAAGAGGCCAGCAGUCUCAAUAGUUCACCAGCGGGGCUCAUCUGCCUCCCUCCAAUCUCUGAGGAGCUACAGCUUGUAUGGACCCAAGCAGCCCAGACCAGUGAGCUAGACAGCAAUGAACACCUGCUACAAACCUUCAGCUACUUUCCCUAUCCCAGCCUAGCAGACAUUGCCCUUCUCUGCCUGCGUUAUGGGUUGCAGAUGGAGAAAGUCAAGACUUGGUUUAUGGCCCAGCGCCUCCGCUGUGGCAUUAGCUGGUCAUCUGAAGAAAUAGAAGAGACUCGAGCCCGAGUGGUCUACCAUCGGGACCAACUCCAUUUCAAAUCCCUUCUCUCUUUUACUCAUCAUGCAGGACGGCCCCCAGAGGAGAUGCCUCCUCCAAUGCCAGCUCCAGAACAAGUUGGUAUUGGAAUAGGUCCUCCAGCUCUUAGCAAGCCCAUCCAGACGAAAGGAUUGAAGGUAGAGCCUGAGGAGUCCUCUCACAUACUGCCACUGCCUCAGAGUCACCAGAAGUUAAAGGAGUCCCUAAUAGCACCUGGCAGCGGAGCAUUCCCCCACCAAUCAGAUUUUUGGCAAGAUCUUCAAAGCGGUGGCCUCUCAAAGGAGCAGGCAGGCAGGGGUCCCAACCAGUCACAUGGCAUACGUACUGCUUCCUGGAACCACUCCACAGCUGUCCUCCAGCCACAAGCUCGGGAUAAGCCCCCGCCAAUUUCAUUAAUUGCCAGUAGUUGUAAGGAGGAGUCAGCAUCUAGUGUUACUCCCUCUUCUUCCUCUACCUCUUCUUCCUCUUUCCAGAUACUGGCUAAUGGAGCUACUGCCACCUCCAAACCCCUCCAGCCACUAGGCUGUAUCCCACAGUCAGUGUCACCCAGUGAUCAGGCAUUACCCCCACACCUGGAACCAGCCUGGCCCCAAGGGCUACGGCAUAACUCAGUACCAGGGAGGGUUGGCCCCACAGAGUACCUAUCCCCAGAUAUGCAACGCCAGCGAAAAACCAAGCGCAAAACCAAAGAGCAGCUGGCUAUCCUCAAAUCCUUUUUUUUACAGUGCCAAUGGGCACGGCGUGAAGACUACCAUAAGUUAGAACAGAUCACUGGUUUACCUCGGCCUGAGAUCAUUCAGUGGUUUGGUGACACACGCUAUGCCUUGAAGCAUGGGCAACUAAAAUGGUUUCGGGACAACGCAGUACCUGGUGCCCCUAGUUUCCAAGACCCAGUAAUUCCUACACCACCUCCACCAUCAACCCGCCCCUUGAAUGAAAGGGCUGAGACACCACCUCUGCCGAUCCCUCCACCCCCACCGGAUAUGCAGCCCUUGGAGAGGUACUGGGCAGCCCACCAACAGCUACGGGAGACUGAUAUCCCUCAACUGAGUCAGGCUUCAAGGCUUAGCACCCAGCAGGUACUGGAUUGGUUUGACUCUCGAUUACCUCAGCCAGCUGAAGUGGUAGUUUGUCUAGAUGAAGAAGAGGAAGAGGAGGAGGAAGAACUGCCAGAAGAUGAUGAGGAAGAAGAGGAGGAGGAGGAAGAUGAUGAUGAUGAUGAUGAUGAUGUGAUCAUACAAGACUGAGUGGGAAGCUGGGGGAGGGGAGGUCUGUUACUAAAAUAUGAACCAACUUAGCAACUGUUUAAACAAAGAAACCACAUUUUUAAAAUUACCUUGUGGCAGAGAACUAAAAAGUUUUGUGUUCUUCAGGGUGGGUGGCAGGGGAAUGUAGUGAGAGUGAACCAGGGAGGAUGACCCUAGGGCACUAAGUAAGGCCAGGAUUGGAUCAGCAGAAAUCCAGACCUCUAACCUCAGUGUAGAGCGUACUGAGGAUCUGGAGAAACCAUGGGCUGGGAAAUGGCGCUUGCCCUCCCCAUGUCUGCUGUUCUUUUCCCUUAGUGUACUAUAGAGAGGCCAGACCUUGGCCACACCUCUCCAGGAGGAUUAGAAAGGAGUAAAGGAUUCUAAUUCGAUUGAUGAUUCCAGUGCAUCCCCAACCCUACCAUCUUUCCUGGAAUAUAAGGCUCCCUGGCACCCCUUUUCUGAACACAAGUCUGUGCGUAAUGCAACUCUCUUUUUUUCUUAAUAACUGAUCAUUUCCUAGAAAACUGAGAGCCUCAGUAAGUCCCAGUCUCAUCACAAAUAUUAACUUCCUUUUCCUCAUACCAUCAUGAUUUUAUAUGUUUCACCUGCUUCAUGACUGAAUCACAGGUGGCAGAAUAUUUUCAUUUCUUAUGCUGGGACCACUUUGCCUUGUAGCUUUUUCUCUCUUUCCAAAAUCCUCACUCUGUUCACUAUUUGUCUCAGGGUAAAUCUUCCCCCACCGAGCUUGUGAAAAACUUUAAUAAUUGGGUGGAGAAUAAUUUAGAAUGGAUAUUUAUUGGAGAUGAUAAUUAGAAAAGAAGACCUUUUAAAAAGUAGAAUUAUGUUACAAAGGGGUGAAAGAGAGGGCACAGUUUCUCCCGGUUGAAGGGCAGUGGAGGUAGGUUUCAGGUUUGGUUUUACAAACCUCAUACUACCUCCUGUUCAGCUUGACAGAGACUUAAUUCUUCAUCUUUUUGCUGUCAGUUUGUUUCCAGAAAAGAGAUUUUUUUCCCUUUCUUAGCAGUAUCUCUCUUAGGGACAGAUGGACCAUGGUCUUUAAGUGAAUUAAUUAUUGAUGUUUUAGAAUGGUUUUCAUCAGUUGAGAUCAGCUAUAUGGCAAAUAGGUAUCAUCAAUGAGUUAACCAUCUAAAAAGAGUGGAAGCCCUAAAAUGCUAGAAUAAUAAUAAAAAGGCCAAAAAU